This is a messenger RNA of Cavenderia fasciculata, 2136 nucleotides long. Its product is annotated as G-protein-coupled receptor family protein. Gene Ontology annotation, molecular function: G protein-coupled receptor activity. Gene Ontology annotation, cellular component: membrane. The coding region runs from base 1 to 2136 and encodes 711 amino acids. Gene Ontology annotation, biological process: cell surface receptor signaling pathway; G protein-coupled receptor signaling pathway. The record is from RefSeq and is a predicted model, not a curated record. The transcript has 8 exons. Lineage: Eukaryota; Evosea; Eumycetozoa; Acytosteliales; Cavenderiaceae.
AUGGGUGCAAAGUGUGAAGCAUUCAUUGGAGAUCCAAUAGACAGAAUAGUAUGCGCACCCUAUCUUACAGCAUACAAUACAUCGAUCUAUGUAGCAACAGGUGCAUCACAAGAUCAAAUGAUAUUAGAUGCAGAUUACUAUGUUAAAUUCUUAAAUAGUUAUGGCAAUGAUGCCUGUAAAAUUCAAUCUAGUUAUAGAACUCUAUGUUCUUUUUUUUUUAUUAAAUGUGUAAACAUCAAUGUAACAUUGGGACAACCUCCAAAUGAUACAUUACCUACGGCUACUACCAAUGUAACAGUAGCAUUUCCACAGUUUACAUGUAGAGAGAGUUGUCAAAAGAGUAUGGAUCUGUGUAGUGUAACACCUGAUCUAUACAACUGUGCCGACAAUACAACGACAUCACUUGGCAGUCGACCACUCUAUCCACCAGAGCUAUCGAUAGAGUUGUUCAAUCUAACAUCACUCAAUUAUAGUCACUAUCAAUACGAUCAAGGUACAAAUCAAAGUAUUUGGUCUUAUAUCUAUGAUCAACUCUAUUGUUUCAAUAGUACCGACUUGAGUCUCAAUAUCAAUGAGACCAUCGAUACUUCUGUUUGUCAAUCUCCUUUGGUUUAUAGAAAGAGUCCUGAUCGUUGGUACGAUGAAAAUAUUGCUGGUUAUACUUGGGUUACUGCUACUUCUGAUUGUUUAGUUCCAUGUCCAGCACCAGCAUUUUCAAUGGAUCAAUGGAAUAGUUUUUAUCACUUGGUAGAUACACUCAGUAUGAUGUCUGCUCUAUCUGCUCUAUUUAUGAUCAUCACCUAUGGAAUAUUGAAUAGAGAACAUACAAAUUAUGAAAAGAUCCUUUUAUUCCAAUUUACUAGUUUAUUCAUUCGAUCAUUGUCAGGUGUUGUAAUGGUAUUUUCAGGUGGAACUAAAAACAAUGUAUGUCCAGACCCAGGUAGAUCAAUGACAUCUCUUGAUACUCUAUGUGUUGUAUAUGGAGUUUUGUUUUAUGGCUUUUCUCUAAAUGCUAUCAUGUGGUGGAGCUUUUUGGUGUUUGAUUUGUGGUGUGUCGUAAGAAAAUAUAAACAACCUCCUUUACAACAAUUCCGUCAAUUAAAAUUAUUAUACUUUUUAAUUGGUUCAACUAUUAUUACAAUAGUUAUGACUGUAUUUGCUACAAUUAAAGGAAAAUAUAUCGCCGAUAAAGGAAAUGUUGUAUGUUGGAUUUCUGACAAUGAUUAUGUUGACGAAUUAUUCUGGGGACCUGUAGGUGCUUUAAUUGGUGUUUGUUCUAUUUUAAUCGUUUGGAUUAUAGUUGAUGUUUAUAGAUUAAUUAAUAGAACAAAUGUUGGCUGGCAACUUGGAAAAAAGUUUGUUUAUGCACAAAUAGGACCUUUGGGUUAUAUUAUUGUGUUUUAUGUUGCCUAUGUUUACAUUUUCGUUUAUAAUCGUACCUAUCAUCUUUCAUAUCUCGAACUCAAAAAGAAGUCAGCUGUUGCCUAUUUUGACUGCAUUUUAAAUUCUCAAGCAGGUGGAUAUGACCCAAAUACGUGUUUGGUGGCAGGUCCAGAGAUUGCAGCCUACACUAUAUUCAUUACUCUGCUUCAGAUAUUUGGCAUGUUUACACUCUUUUAUGCAUUCAACUCUAAAUUUGUGGCCAUUUGGAAGGAAACUUUGCUCAAGCUAAGAGCUUGGUUCUACUACAGAGUAUUGGGUAAAAAAGUACAACUUGACUAUAACCCUUCAACAGCUAUCAAUACGGCUACUACUGCCACAAAAUUAUCUUCAGUUGGUUCAACCGAUGGAAUGUCAUCACUUUCUAUAAGUCCACCAAUUGCAUCGGCAUCACAAAAGAAAUCAAAAAAAAAUAGGCAAUCAAAAUUAAUAUUAUCACCAACCUUUGAUCAAUUGCCUCCAAUGAAUGAUAAUGAUAAUAACAACAACAAUAAUAAUAAUGUAGAUAUUCAACUUGAAACAUUCAAUAAUCAUUCCGAUAAUAAUAAUAAUAAUGUAGAUAUUCAACUUGAAACUCUCAACAAUCAACAGUCCGAGAGUAAUAAUAUUAAUAGUAACGAUAAUAAUCAAAAUGUUGGCAACUCUGAAUCCAACAAUAAUGGAGGAGAAAUAGCUACAUUUGAAUCAAAAGAAUAA